GGCCGGGGUGACGGGCAGCGGGGCCCGGCAGAGCCGCAGGGGUUAAGGGAGGCGCAGCCGGCGCCGGAGCCGGAGCUGGAGCUAGAGCUGCCCUGGGGAAACGAAAGCGAAGGUGCCCCGGGCCGGGAGCUGCGCAGGCAGCGGCAUUGGAGGCCAGGGAUCCCCGUCGCGGGUGCUGGAUCUGAGGGAUCCCCGUCGCGGGUGCUGGAUCUGAGGGAUCCCCAUCGCAGGUGUUGGAUCCGAGGGAUCCCCGUCGCGGGGGCUGCAUCGGAGGGACCCCCCCACCGCGACGCCGGAGCCGAGGGCAGGGGCACGCGGCCACCAUGGCUUUCCAGGCGCCCAUCUUUAACCCGAGCAUCCCCUUCUCCGGCUACAUCUCCGGGGGGCUGAGCCCGGGCAGGACGGUCACCGUGCAGGGACAGAUCCCACUCGGGGCGAGGAGGUUCGCGGUGAACCUGCGCUGCGGCUCGGGGGACCUGGCGCUGCACGUGAACCCCCGCUUCGACGAGGCCCCUCCGGUGCUGGUGUGCAACGCGCAGCAGGCCGGGGCCUGGGGGGCCGAGCAGCGCCGCCCCGCGCCCCCCCUCGCCCCCGGCGCCUGCUUCGAGAUCGCCCUCCACGCCCAGGCCCGCGGCUACCAGGUCUCGGUGAACGGGCAGCCCGUCCUGGAGUUCGUGCACCGCCUGCCCCUGCACACGGUCCAGACGCUCGAGGUCACCGGCGACGUCACCGUCACCUGCAUCAGCUUCGCCGGCCCGCUCUUCACCAUGACUUUGGCGCAGCCGCUGCUGGGAGCCGCUAAGACAUGGAGGAAGCUGGGCGCCUGCCAGGCUCAGCCUGACGCGCGUGUGGUCGUCAGCAACCCGAGCGUCCCCUUCCACGCGGCGCUGCCCAGGACGCCCUCGGCCCAGCCCCGGCCCAUCACCAUCGUGGGCAGCGUCCUCCCGCACGCCAACAGGUUCCACGUGAACCUGCGGAGCAGCGUCUCGGGCAGCGUGGUGCUGCACGUCAACCCGCGGCUGCGGGAAGGGGCGCUGGUGCGGAACACGCAGCGGCACGGGCGCUGGGGCACCGAGGAGCGCCACGCCGCCGCCAUGCCCUUCGCCGCCGGGCAGCCCUUCCAGAUGGAGAUCCGGACGCUGAGCCACGGCUACCGCGUGGCGGUCAACGGGCAGCACGUCUUCGACUACAGCCACCGGCUGCCGCCCGGCGAGGUCGACCAGCUGGAGAUCAGCGGCGACGUCAGCCUCGCCUGCGUCCAGUACUGAGACCCCCCCCCGCGCGGCGGGCGGCGGGCGCCGGCACGGAGAUGGGCAUCGGCAUGGGCAUCGGCAUCGGCAUGGGAAUGGGAAUGGGCAUGAGCAUGGGCA
Messenger RNA from Dromaius novaehollandiae (emu), 1370 nucleotides. RefSeq names its product galectin-4-like. Bases 324 to 1268 code for a protein of 314 amino acids. The transcript is spliced from 10 exons. NCBI's taxonomy places the organism in Eukaryota, Metazoa, Chordata, Aves, Casuariiformes, Dromaiidae. The record is from RefSeq and is a predicted model, not a curated record. Gene Ontology annotation, molecular function: carbohydrate binding.